This is a messenger RNA of Theileria orientalis strain Shintoku, 2175 nucleotides long. RefSeq lists its product as uncharacterized. Bases 1 to 2175 code for a protein of 724 amino acids. The transcript has 8 exons. The record is from RefSeq and is a predicted model, not a curated record. Gene Ontology annotation, biological process: phospholipid transport. NCBI's taxonomy places the organism in Eukaryota, Apicomplexa, Aconoidasida, Piroplasmida, Theileriidae.
AUGAAGAUUGUGGAGUUUAGAAUUCCCAUACCACUCAAAUUAUCGGAUUAUCAAAGAUGCUCAAUUCACCUUCUGAUAGAGGCAAGCUUGAGGGAAAUGGAAGGAGGGAGCGGCCUGGAAAUAUUCAGGAAUGAAAAGUUUAAAUCGAACGAUAAAAUCGGUUAUUAUACCGAAAAAAGAUACCAUUUAGCCAAGUGGAAUUUAUACCCUAAACUGUUCACGAAGUAUAAUAAUGAAGUUUUCCCGACGGCAGAGUUCUCACUUCAGACGGACCACAUAGAGUCGUUGGCAGUGUCAGAUAACCUGCUGAACCUGAACCAACAUGAUUUAAACAAGAGGCAAAUCAUGUUCGUGGACCUGACGAAGUUUAGUAAACUUAAGAACUAUGACCCGAAGUAUGAUAUAACAAAGGUGAAGAUGGGAGACUUCCUGCCGAUAAAACAAGAGUGGUUCAAAGAAGCGACUUCAGAAGGAAUUAUAUCGUAUAAGCUGCUGCGGCUAAACAUUCCGUACUUUGGAAUGCUGUCCUCUAAAAUCGAAAACUACAUAGUGAACUUCCUCUACGAAAGCAUAAUCUAUUACACGUGCAUGGGCCUCUGCAGCUACGAAAGUUGGAAGGACCUGACGAUAGAGCACCUGAGAGCGACGGAAGUGGAGUGCUACGAUAAGCUGAAUGAAGCAUUUAACAACAACUACUCGAAAACGGUAGAUAAGAGCCUGAAGCUUAAGCCAGUGAGUAUAAUCAAGGGGACGGAGAUAAUGAUUCCCAAGGAGCUAUCGUCGAUACAAACAGUGGACUCAAUGGUAAUGCCGGAAAAAGACUCAUUCGAACAGAAGGUAGACGAAAGUGAUAAGUUGAAGCAGGAAGCGGCUGCUGCACACGACCAAGGAUCGGAUGUAGCCAAGGGCUCAUCAGUGGCGAAUGAAAGUGACAUCAACGAGUUGGAGCUGUCAGGGCCAGUGCCAGUGUUAAGUGAGUUUGACGACUCCGAGUUCAAGGACGCGGUGGAAAACCUGGAGGACCUGCCGGACUCAGACGAGGAGAACACGCUAAUGAACCAGGUGCCCCAAGCGCUCAAGUUUGUGGCGACACCAACGGCGAUGCCAGAGCACCCGCUGCGACCGCCAGAAAGUGAACUACUGAGGAAACAAAGCGUAGAUCAAGGAGCACAAUUGUAUUCAUCACACCUGCUAGGUCAAGCUCAGUUACCAGUAUCACAGAUGUCAAAGGCAGUGUUGCCAGUGGGAUAUAACGAUACGCAGGCCGGUACAGCCCCAAGUCAAGCUGGUUUAGCCCAUAUGAUAGCCAGCCCCCUUAGUCCAAAUCAAUUGAGUCAGAUGAGCCAACUUAGCCAGAUGAAUCAACUAAGUCAAUUGAAUCAGAUGAACCAGAUGAAUCAAUUGAAUAUCACCAAUUUAAAUUUGCCACCUGCAACAGCACCUGCAACAGCACCUGCAACAGCUUAUGCUACAGCCACUUCUAUAACAGCUACUAAAGCCACAAUGGCAUCAACAACACCUACUGUGCCCGCACCCAUUGGUACUGCUACAGCAGCAACUGCCACUACUAGUGCCCCUGGAGAUACCAGUGCCACUGCUAGUGACAAGCCCACUGCUCCUGCAGAUUCACCAAUCGGUGCCAGCAUUCAAGCAGGACAUGAACCCACGUAUAAAAAGAAAAAGGAUAAGAAGGGUCGAAAGGGUACUGCCGUUGAAGAGGGCGAUAAGAAGUCAAAGGGAGUGAGUGAAAAAGGGGAAAAGAAGGACAAUUUGUCCUACGACAUCCCUAUCACGUUCACAGGGUACCUGUAUAAACUGGGCAAGGGCUUCCUGAGCUGGAGCUGGAACCUGAGAUACAUAAUAGUCUGCGGGUUCAACCUCUACUACUUCGACAAGAAGAACGACGUGAAGCCGAAGGACACAAUCAACCUCAAAAACUCAAGAAUCAGCUGGGCGGGACCGCACAUGAGCAGGCCCUUCGUGUUCAGCAUCACCACGGAGACCAAGGAGGUCUACUUCUGGUCGGCCGACGAGGAGGAGAGCGUGAAGAGGUGGAUACUGCUGCUGCAGGUGCUGUGCGAGGAGUCGCCGCCGAACAUCGUGAAGCAGCUGGCCUACGAGCUGACGUACCACCAGAACAACUCGGACACGAGGACGAUCAUCAGUAAAUUUUAA